Messenger RNA from Aethina tumida (small hive beetle), 3071 nucleotides. It is a transcript of the gene MYPT-75D, whose product is annotated as protein phosphatase 1 regulatory inhibitor subunit 16B. Gene Ontology annotation, cellular component: cytoplasm. The record is from RefSeq and is a predicted model, not a curated record. NCBI's taxonomy places the organism in Eukaryota, Metazoa, Arthropoda, Insecta, Coleoptera, Nitidulidae. Bases 280 to 1869 code for a protein of 529 amino acids. The transcript is spliced from 9 exons. Gene Ontology annotation, molecular function: phosphatase regulator activity; protein binding; enzyme inhibitor activity.
GGAUGGAAAAAUAAGAGAGAAUGUAACAUGUAAAAUGCACUGAAGCCUGUCAGGAAACUGUUCUCUGCAGUUCGGUGCAUUAAAUACAUCUGGGCAGUGAAUGUGAUUGUUACAAAAAUGUAAAGUUUCUACAAAGUGGUCAAAAUCUGUGAUUUUAUAUGCUGGUGGAGUGUGUAGAUAUUAAAAAUCGAAGAUCGGCCAGAAUUUUGGUUCAGGAUGCUGUUAACCUAUUCGAGAGGAAUUAAGACUGACUAACCCAAAAACCCACCCACAUCCGCCAUGGACCACGCCGAACUGAUUUCCGAGAUGCCCUCGGUGGAGCAGUUGCCCACCCAGGAGAGGCUCUUGCUGGCGAAGCAACGUCGGAAACAGCAGCUCAAGCAGUUCUAUCACCGGGAAAAGGAGUACAACAGGAAGCAGCUCAAACACCACAAGUCCAACAAGAGGAACAUAUUCUUCGGGGACAGCGUCGUACUUCUCGAAGCUGCCUCUAGGAACGAUCUCGACGAAGUUCGUUCGUUGCUCUCGAAAGGGGUGAGCCCAGAUUCCUGCAACGAGGACGGGCUGACCGCCUUGCACCAGAGCUGCAUCGACGACAACGAACCGCUGCUCAAACUCCUACUGGAGAACGGCGCCAACGUAAACGCGGAGGACACCGAGAAGUGGACGCCACUCCACGCCGCCGCCACCUGCGCCCACACCAAUCUAGUUCAAAUACUUAUAGAGAAGGGGGCGAACCUGCUGGCCGUUAACGCGGACGGCAACAUGCCCUACGACAUUUGCGAGGACGAGUACGCCUUGGAUUUGAUCGAGAGCGAGAUGGCGAAGCGGGGCGUCACGCAAGAACUGAUCGACGACACGAGGGCGGCCACCGAAAAGCGGAUGCUCGAGGACAUGAAGCAGCUGUACAAUAAGGGCGGUGACCUCGAAGCACUGGACGCCCAGGGCGCCACUCCGUUACACAUAGCCGCAGCUAACGGUUACACAACGGUUGUGGAAUUCCUGCUGGAUCACGGCGUCAGGACUGAUUUGAAGGACAAAGAUGAUUGGCAGCCUUCCCACGCGGCAGCUUGUUGGGGACAUCUGGAAGUCAUAGAACUGCUUGCACAGGCCGGUGCUAACUUCAACGCCAAAAAUAAACACGACGAAACUCCUGCUGACAUUUGCGAAGAUUUGGAGAUCAAGGAACGUAUUAUCAAUAUAAGGACGGAGCAAGAACAUAAACGGCAGCAGGAGGCGAAAAGGGCGAAAGUGCGGAGAUCCCAAAGCAACACCAGAACCCAGUCGGUGCGAAGGACGUCGUUACGCGAAAAGGGUCUGUCUUCGAAAAAGGAUGCUGUUGAGGAGGCGAGGCUCAGGCUACUCGCCGACAAGGGCUUGGAGAACGCGGACACGGCUCGACCUCCGCCAAAGUCGGACGCCAACAACUAUGCAUUGUACAACAACACGACGAACAACAACAACAUCGAAACUCCACCUUCGACCGUUGACCUCACCCCCAGCGACAACAACGCCCUCCAGAUCCCCGAUAACAGGAUGGGUCCAGAGGGUAAGGACAACGAGGACUCGUCCACCGAAAGCCAACUGAUGGACACCAAGGAGAACACCUACACCGACGUUAACGGAAAGGUCACCGUGCAUGUGGUCGUCACGAUCAACGGAAAUGGGACGCUGUCGGAUCUGAAGAAGCAGCGGACGCAGAUCAGGAACAAUACGUCCGACGUGAACAGUCUGAGCACGCCUCUUGGCAGUAUAUCAGAGAACGACUCAAAUCUGUCGCCGACGAAUGACAUCAUCAAAUUCGUGGGCACCACAACUGAAGAGAACAUAGAGUAUUCAAAGCCCAAGCGGUGCUGCGUUAUACAAUAAAGUAUUAAAAAGUGCGCAGUAGAUAUUUCUGCUGCUUGAAAAUUUCGUUAGCAUAUUAGAGGGAGGUCUUCCUCAAUAGGAAUUAAUCGUUAAAGUCUGAUUUAGGAAUAUUCAUUUUGAAUCAAAUUACCUAAUUGUAGUGAUGAUUUUUCAGAUGUUCAAAAACGGGAAUUGAUGAGCACGUUUUAAAUUUUUUACUUUCAGUUCGAAAUAAACAAAUAGUUAAUUAUUAGAUUCAUUAUGAUACUUAGACAUAUCACUCAAUAUCUAAACAUCUUAAAUGCACAUGUUCGAUACUUUUUCAUAAUUCUUUCGCAUGGACUUCACGUGUCUUCCUGUUUUUCAUGGAAUCAUUCGUGACGUGAAACUUCCAAAACGCAGUGUUUGUUUUUAAAAAGAAUAUCUUUAUUGCGAAAUUAUAUUUAUAGAUAAUUAAAAUUUUUAAAUACAAUUAUUGCGUCUGUGUCGUGAUAUCGCAUUAUUUUUGUAAUUUAAUUAUUAUAACGACUAUUGUUUUAGUACGUUUAUCUGGAAGUGUGGAAUACAGCCAGAAAAUACGGCAAACAAAAUAUUGAGAUAGACCUUUGAAAUUCAAUAAAUAAAGUAAAUUAAUAAAGACAAACAUACUGCAAAUGUUGAUCAUAUGCGACGUGUACGAAUUUUUAAAUCAGAUUUUUGAAAAUUUAGAUAGAUUAUCUAAAUAUUUCAGGCGUAUGUGGUCAUUGUUUGUUCCUCUUCAAAAUAACUUAGUUGUCUUACAUUCCAAAAAUUGUGAUAAAUCAAUGUUUUGUUCAAUUAGUACUUAAUAGUUUUUAGGUGUAAUUCAAAAACAUUAUUGUAUUAUAUAUGGAGAUUAAUUUUAAGGUCCUACCUACUUUUGUUGUAUAUAUCUUAGGUUAUAUAUAUUUUAUUUUUUAAUUUAUUUGAAUAUUGAUGUUAUAAUUUGUAUUUAUGCAUUUAAUAUUACUUUAAUUCCAUUUGUAACUACAUGUUAAAGUUUUAAAAAUAAUGUCUAAAAAGAACUGUAAUAGAGAGCCCAAUGUGCCUAAUAAAAAACAAGCAAUAAAUAAAUAUAUUUGAAUUUGUGGCCUGGAACAAAUAAUUGUAAAUAUGUAACUACUAUUACGUUAUUUAUUAAAACAUGUUACAAAAUUUGUACUUACGUUCAUCCUUAAUUGUUCAAAUAUAUUUUUUACAAUUUA